AUGAUUCAUUUAGUAAAUGUAUUAGCUAAUGAUAUAACUGCAAUUUCAUCUGAAAAAGUAUCAUGUACAGAUGGUGUCAAUCAGCGACUAAGUAAAAUUAUUCAUGAUCCAAUUUUUACAAGUCGUUUGACUUUUAUCAAAUGGUUAUCACAGAAUUUUAUCAAUUUACAUUGUUGUGAUAUUGCACUUAAUCGAUUUUGUUUACAAAUAUUACCUGAAAUUCAAUGGCUUGAUCUUGAACCAUCAUCUAUGAAGCAUGUUUUACGUUCUGUCAAUUAUCCUAAUUUAGAUAGUCUUGCUUGGUCUUUAUAA
Molecule: messenger RNA, 312 nt
Organism: Rotaria sp. Silwood2
Lineage: Eukaryota; Metazoa; Rotifera; Eurotatoria; Philodinida; Philodinidae
Source: the annotation of a GenBank genome assembly